Messenger RNA from Cladocopium goreaui, 644 nucleotides. The record is from the annotation of a GenBank genome assembly. Lineage: Eukaryota; Dinophyceae; Suessiales; Symbiodiniaceae.
UCUCCUCUCAAGCUUCGUCGCUUUGCCAAAACAACCUGACGUCUUCGUCGUCGACCUAUUCCGAGAGGAUGUUUCUCAUCAACUACAUGGAGACCAUGGCCUUUGCGAUGCUGGCUUAUGAUGCUUACAAGGGCCGCACUAAGCAUAUCUCGUUGCAAACAUGCCUCGCCCUGACGUUGUCGUUGGUCCUGGGCGCCUUCAACCUCCCGCGCGCUUGGUAUCGUAAAAUUCACAAGUUGAUCCUUGUCUUUGCUGGUUGCUGCUUUGGUUCAUUGGCCUGCUGGGGCGUUUCCAAAGACACUGAGGCGGAGGGAGAGGACAAUCUGACGAUUCCUGGAGUGCCACCCCGUGCCUCCCAAGCGGUCAUCUACGUGUCUGCGCUGAUCAUGGGCCUCCUGUCCCUUCUGGUGGCCUGCCGCUUUUCGCCUAGCGAGACGUACAACUUUAUGUUCGCGGACGUCCAAAGCUCUGUGUGCACCUUCCAAAAUUUCCUGCACGCCUUUGCACUGCUGCCACAGCUGGUCUUGUGCCGUCGCAAACACUUCGUCUCCCCGGCAGCACUGCGCUUCCUGGUGCUGCUUGGCACGAAACAUCUCUAUGAGUUCAUCACCGAUGCCUAUGUGUCCUACCAGCAUUAUCAGAGG